Molecule: messenger RNA, 2796 nt
Organism: Contarinia nasturtii (swede midge)
Lineage: Eukaryota; Metazoa; Arthropoda; Insecta; Diptera; Cecidomyiidae
Gene: Vps16A
Product: vacuolar protein sorting-associated protein 16 homolog
Exons: 12
Coding region: 162-2690 (842 amino acids)
Biological process (GO): vacuole fusion, non-autophagic; endosomal transport; intracellular protein transport
Cellular component (GO): endosome; HOPS complex; cytoplasm
Molecular function (GO): actin binding
Source: RefSeq, a predicted model, not a curated record
UGUCAAAUAUUUUUAAUGUUUAUCAUCAAUUUAGUUUAGGUGUUUUGCUUUUCAUUCAGUCAAACAUAAAAAGUGACGAGAAAAAAUAACAAAUUUGACUGAUUGGAAGAGUUUGUGAUAAAUUUAUGCUCGUGGAAUUUCGAUCGAAAUUUUAAAUAAAAAUGCCGAUUUUAUCGACGACAUGUGAUUGGUUCAUUUUGCGACCAGGAAUCACAUAUCGAAAAAGUGAACUAUACACAAUGCAAUGGGCUGCUGACACUGAAUUGUAUCAAAUGCAAGUUGUUGCAGCUCCUUAUGGCGGUCCGAUGGCUAUUGUACGUGAUUCAAAGGAAUUUAUCAAAGUGGGCGGUUCGACAGUUAAGCCAACAAUUAGAAUAUUCACAGCAUCCGGUCUUCUGUUGGCAUCAAUUAAUUGGAACAGUGGCAAUCUUUUGACAAUAGGUUGGUCAGAUGCCGAAGAGUUACUUUGUGUACAAGACGAUGGGCUCGUUCUAAUUUACAAUAUGUUUGGCCAAUAUCAGCAUACAUUUAGCAUGGGACAAGAAGCCAAAGAUACAAAAGUCAUCGAUGCCAAAAUAUUUGCAUCAAAUUCAGGGACAGGCGUUGCUGUAAUGACCACCAAUUAUCGUAUAUUCCUUAUAAAUAGUAUAAAAGAGCCGAAAAAUCGACAAUUGCCCGAAAUGCCAAAAUCGAUACUCGAUCCAACGUGUUGGGCCAUUAUCAAUGAAGAUCGAAAUACAUGCAGUUUGGUUGCACGUGAACAUGAAUUGUUCAAAUUAAGCCAGGGAUAUAGUGUGUGUUCCGUACAAACGGUAUCCAUUGAAAAUGAAUUUAAAAGUAUUGUCGCAAUGUCCGUUUCGUAUAAUCAUCGAUUUUUGGCAUUGUAUACAAAUAACGGCAUCGUUUGGAUGGGAACAUCUGAUUUGCAAACAAAAUACUGUGAAUUUAAAACAAAUCAAUCUGAAAAACCAAAACAAAUUGAAUGGAUACUCGAUUCCGAAAAUUAUUCGCAAGCUGAUGCCAUUGUAAUUGCCUAUCCGUCAUUGUUACUGGUUGUGACUGUUGCUGGUGAUUCCAAUAUGUACAGCUAUGAUUCGGUGCCGUUUCUCAUACCAGAAAUGGAUUGUGUACGAAUAUUGAAUAAUAGUGAACAUGAAAUGCUUCAAAAAGUUCCGACCUGUGUGAAUAACAUAUUUGCGAUAAACAGUCAAAAGCCGUCGUCCUAUUUAUUCGGAGCAUAUCAAAAAUAUGAGGAGAAAAGUCAUCAAUCCGACGAAUAUUUGGGUCUGAUUAAAAAUAAACUCGAAGAAUCGGUGAAUGAAUGCAUCGAAGCGGCCAGCUAUGAAUUUGACACAAAUACUCAGAAGAGCUUGAUUCGAGCUGCAUACUUUGGCAAAGCAUUUAUUGCCAGCCAUAAUCCAGAUAAAUAUAUUGAAACAUGUCGCGUUUUACGCGUUUUGAAUGCCUUACGAGAUACAAAAAUCGGAAUACCUUUAACAUAUGCACAGUUUAAUCGAUUGAAGCCACAUGUUGUGUUGGAUCGAUUGGUGUUUCGCAAACAUUAUGGUUUGGCCAUUCAAAUAGCAAAACAUUUAAAAUUGCCGGAAUCACGAAUUUUGGAACAUUGGGCCUUUCACAAAGUCACUUAUGAUAAAAAUGAUGAGGAUGUAGCACGAAAAAUAUCCGAAAAAUUGAAAUUGGCCGGCGCUCAAGGCAUUUCAUUUUGUAAUAUUGCAAAAAAGGCACAAGAACUGGGCCGAAAAAAUUUAGCGAUAAAGUUAUUGGAGAUGGAAUCGAAGAGUAGCUUGCAAGUACCGUUGCUACUUAAACUCGGCGAAAGUAAACGCGCUUUAAUGAGUGCUACAAAAUCGGGCGAUACAGAUUUAAUUUAUACGGUUUUGUUACAAUUAAAAGAGACAACGCAAUUGGCUGAUUUCCAAAUGAUUGUUCGAACAUUUCCAACUGCACAGAAUUUGUAUAAGAAAUAUUGCAAUUUAAAUAGCAAAACUGCAUUGCAAGAAAUAUUCAAUCAAGAAGAUGAUUUUGUGGCCCAAGCUGAAUAUGCGCUUCGUGAAGACAUCUCGUCCUCGAACUUUGAAUUACCUUUGUUGACGGCAUCGGUUGCUUAUAAGAAAGCUCAUAAAGAUAUUGAAGCAGAAUUGUGCGAAGAUUCUCGCAAAUUGUUAAAGGAUCAAAAAACAUUUGCAGACAAAUAUACAUUGUCACGGUCACAAUCAUUCUAUGGUAUGCCUGUACAUGAGACGAUAAAGAUGUUGCUGAAAUUGGGCGAUUUGAAAAAUGCUGAAAAGAAGAAAACCGAGUAUAAAGUGCCUGAUAAGCGCUUCUGGUGGCUACGAAUUCAAGUGCUAUCAGAAACAUUCCAGUGGGAUGAAUUGGAAAAAUUUUCCAAAGCAAAGAAGAGUCCCAUCGGUUAUGAGCCAUUCGUUGAAGUUUGCUUAAAGCAGCACAAUAUUGAAGAAGUCAAAAAAUACCUACCCAAGUGUCGUAACGAUAAAAAAAUUAAAUGGUACAUUCGUGCCGGAUUGGCAGAGGAAGCGGCCCAGGCCAGUUUUGAACAACGUGAUCUAAACAGCCUUUAUACGGUGCAUAUGAAUGCCACGAAAAAUAAUGAUCGAGCACUUGUAGCCAAAGUGGAAAAUUUCAUUGAAAAACUCUCGGAAAAGCGAUAGGACCGCAAAUUUGACCAAAAUACAUGCUUCAAAUAUGGGUUUCAAAUUUAUUAUUAAACACUUUCUACUGUCAUGGACAUGUCAAUAAAAAAAAACAAUUAUAUUA